CGCCCUGUGAGCUACAGCGCCGCUGCACGGCCUCGCGGGCGAACUUCCCUGCCGCCUUUUCGCGACUCGGCAGCCCCGGUCCCCUGGCCACCAUGCCGCGUUCUUUCCUCGUCAGGAAGCCCUCUGACCCUCGCCGCAAGCCCAACUACAGCGAGCUGCAGGAUUCCUCUCCGGAGUUUACUUUCCAGCAGCCCUACGACCAGGCCCACCUGCUGGCAGCCAUCCCGCCGCCCGAGGUGCUCAACCCCACCGCCUCGCUGCCGACGCUCAUCUGGGACUCCGUCCUGGCGCCUCUGACGCAGCCCCUCGGCCGGGCCCCCGUGCAGCCGCAGGAGAGCCCCAGGGCCGCCGAGCUGACCUCUCUGUCCGACGAGGACAGCGGGAAGGGCUCCCAGCCCCCCAGCCCACCGUCGCCGGCGCCCUCGUCCUUCUCCUCCGCCUCGACCUCCUCCCUGGAGGCCGAGGCCUGUGCCGCUUUGCCGGGCCUGGGCCAACUGCCCAAGCAGCUGACUGGGCUCUCCAUGGCCAAGGACCUCCAGUGUCGCAAGGCCUUCAACUGCAAAUACUGCAACAAGGAGUACCUGAGCCUGGGCGCCCUCAAGAUGCACAUCCGGAGCCACACGCUGCCCUGCGUCUGUACCACCUGCGGGAAGGCCUUCUCCCGGCCCUGGCUGCUGCAGGGCCACGUCCGGACCCACACCGGCGAGAAGCCCUUCUCCUGCCCGCACUGCAGCCGCGCCUUCGCCGACCGCUCCAACCUGCGUGCCCACCUGCAGACCCACUCGGACGUGAAGAAGUACCAGUGCAAGACGUGCUCCCGCACCUUCUCCCGCAUGUCCCUGCUGCACAAGCACCAAGAGUCCGGCUGCUCGGGGGGCCCCCGCUGACCUCCCCACUGCCCCCCAACUCGGGGAGGAAGGAGCCCCUCCUUCCCGCCCCGCGGAGCUCCCUUCUGAGCACCCAUCUGGCUGCGGCCGGCCCUCAGGACUUUGGUGAAGCCGCUUCCCAGUUCUGUGCUGUCCACUCCGGGGCCUGGCGGGCACCGAGAGAGCCUUCCGGUGCCCUUUGCCUGCCUGGAGCCCUCCUGGCAGCCGUGAGGGCCGCGAGCUUGAGCCGGCCUCUGUGUGGGUUUGUGUAUCCAGAGCUGUUUGGAUACAGCUGCUUUUCGCUGCAGGACGAAAGCCGACUGACUGCCUGGGAAGCUCCCAGCCCACUCAGGGGCUCCCACACCCCUACCUCCGCCUUCCCCAGGGAGCCCUCAGGCCACCUUCCCCAAGGUGUGACUGGCGAUGCGGUAGCGCACUCCGGGGGGCGUCCUCUGCCUCUGGGGCAGUUUCGGGACACACGGACAGACAUGUCUAGACCUCCAGAUGCCCCUGAGCCUGGGCAGCUAUUUCAGCCUCCUGUUUGUCAUGGUGACACCUGUCUCAUGGGCAAUUUAACAAUGUCUCAAAAGGGACUGUGAGUAAUGGCCAUCACUUGUCAGGGGCCAAGUGGGGUGCUUCGGCCUGACCAAUGUGUCUCCCAGAACUAUUUCAGGGCCCGACAGGUGGGCCUGGGAGGAAGACGUUUACAUUUUAAAGGUACACUGGUAUUUAUAUUUCAAGCAACAUUUUCUAUAAGGGAACGUUUUGUAUAACUAUAUGUACAGUUUAUUGAUAUUCAAUAAAGUGUUAAUUUAUUA
This is a messenger RNA of Chinchilla lanigera (long-tailed chinchilla), 1684 nucleotides long. RefSeq names its product snail family zinc finger 1 (gene Snai1). The record is from RefSeq and is a predicted model, not a curated record. Gene Ontology annotation, biological process: regulation of DNA-templated transcription. Lineage: Eukaryota; Metazoa; Chordata; Mammalia; Rodentia; Chinchillidae. Gene Ontology annotation, molecular function: RNA polymerase II cis-regulatory region sequence-specific DNA binding; DNA-binding transcription factor activity, RNA polymerase II-specific. The coding region runs from base 93 to 887 and encodes 264 amino acids. The transcript is spliced from 3 exons.